AUGAGCCAGCAGGAUGUGGUCGCUGUGCUUUCAGAACGCCUGCUCGUAGCUGCCUACAAAGGCCAAGUGGAGAAUGUGGUGCAGCUUAUCAACAGGGGUGCCAAGGUAGCCGUUACCAAGCAUGGCCGGACUCCCCUGCAUCUUGCUGCCCACAAGGGUCACCUCCACGUUGUCCAGGUUUUGUUGAAGGCAGGUUGUGACCUGGAUAUUCAGGAUGAUGGUGAUCAGACAGCAUUGCACCGGGCUGCUGUUGUAGGGAACACUGAUGUUAUAGCAGCUCUGAUUCAAGAGGGCUGUGCUUUGGACAGACAAGACAAGGAUGGGAACACUGCUCUUCAUGAAGCUUGUUGGCAUGGAUUCAGUCAGUCUGCCAAAGUGCUCGUUAAAGCUGGAGCCAACGUUCUUGCCAAGAACAAGGCAGGUAACACACCUCUUCACCUGGCUUGCCAGAACAGCCAUUCCCAGAGUACUCGUGUUUUGUUACUUGGAGGAUCUCGAGCAGACCUCAAAAAUAAUGCAGGAGAUACCUGUCUGCAUGUGGCUGCUCGUUAUAAUCACUUGCCCAUCGUUAGGGUGCUGCUCAGUGCUUUCUGUUCUGUCCAUGAAAAGAACCAGGCAGGGGAUACUGCACUCCACGUAGCUGCUGCUCUGAAUCACAGGAAGGUGGUUAAGCUGUUGCUGGAGGCAGGGGCUGAUGCAUCUGUUGUCAACAAUGCAGGUCAGACCCCUCUAGAAGUUGCCAGGCAGCACAAUAACCCUGAGGUUGCACUUCUUCUCACGAAAGCAUCGCAGGUCUCGCGCUUCAAUCGUGGAAGAAGCCUGAGGAAGAAGAGAGAGAGGCUGAAGGAGGAAAGGCGAGCUCAGUCGGUGCCGCGGGAUGAAGUGGUGCAGAGCAAGCGGGGCAGCGUCUCGGCUGCUGACGACACACCCAGCAGUGACCAGCCAGCACAGAGGAGGAGUGACCCGAAGGAUGAGCCCCGCUCAACCUCACCAGACCCCAAGGGGAAGAAGAGCAAAAAGAAGAAGCCAAAGGAAAAGGUGUCAGCCCUCUCGGACCCGGUCUCCCCGGCGGACCAGCAGGCGCUGCCGCAGCCCCAGCAGCAUCCGAAGCGCAGGAGCAAACACCGCUGCCCCUCCCCGCCCCCGCCCCACGAGGUCCGAGCCUACCAGCUCUACACGCUGUACCGGGGCAAGGAUGGGAAGGUGAUGCAGGCACCAAUAAAUGGAUGUCGUUGUGAGCCCCUGAUAAAUAAACUGGAGAAUCAGCUGGAGGCAACAGUGGAAGAGAUAAAAGCUGAGUUUGGAACAGUACAAGAUAAGAUGAAUGUUAAGCUGGGCCAGAUGGAAAGCAAAACUCAGCAUCAACUCCGUGUUUUGGACAAGCUGAUGGCUGAGCGGCUGUCUGCAGAGAGAGCAGAGUGCCUGCACCGCCUGCAGCAGCACGCUGAGCUGGAGAAAAACGAGGGGGAGAAGCGGCAGACUUCCUUGGUUGAUGAGCUGAAGACUUGGUGCAUGUUGAAGAUUCAGAAUCUGGAGCUCAAGCUUUCUGGAGAUUCCAGGUCAUCGAGGCCAAAAUCAACUUUGUCCACUUGUGAGUCUUCUGUAGGUACAGAGCAACAGUUAAUCGUUGGUGGUCCAGUCUCUUCUUCUGCCCUUGCUCAAGAUGUCAGGCCAAAGGACAAAGCUGUUAGUGCCAGCACGUUCCACAGGUUCCAGCAGGAGCUGCCCUCCUCUGAGGCUUUGGCCUCCAAAUUAAGACACGUUAAGGUUCAAGCUGCUUUGCAGCCUUUGAGUGAACCUUCGAAGACUGAACCACAGAGUGGCCACUUCAUCGACAAAGGAACUCAGACAAAGAAGUCCAUCAGAAGCAGUCAGUCAAGGCACAAAGCUCUGCAUCACCCGGGGGCACAUCAGAGCCAGGAGCAGCAGCCCUCUGCCCCACCUGCAGGACAGCCUGCCCCAGCACCCAGAGACACCUCCCAGGCCCUGGAGAUAACACAGUACUUCUUCGAGGCUGUUUCCACCCAGAUGGAGAAGUGGUAUGAACGGAAGAUAGAAGAAGCCCGAUGCCAAGCUAAUCAGAAAGCACAGCAAGACAAAGCUGCGCUCAAGGAACACAUUAAAAGCUUAGAAGAGGAGCUCAGCAAAUUAAGGACUAAGGUGCAGAAGGAGAGCUAG
This is a messenger RNA of Chaetura pelagica (chimney swift), 2178 nucleotides long. It is a transcript of the gene ANKRD6, whose product is annotated as ankyrin repeat domain 6. The record is from RefSeq and is a predicted model, not a curated record. The coding region runs from base 1 to 2178 and encodes 725 amino acids. Lineage: Eukaryota; Metazoa; Chordata; Aves; Apodiformes; Apodidae. The transcript is spliced from 15 exons. Gene Ontology annotation, molecular function: transcription cis-regulatory region binding; protein binding. Gene Ontology annotation, biological process: positive regulation of transcription by RNA polymerase II. Gene Ontology annotation, cellular component: nucleus.